GUUCGGUAGUUCGCAACCGUCCGAUUCGAGGUAUCGUAAUCGGACCAAUCAAAAAGUUGUCCACUAUCUUCAGUCCAGAGACAGUGACCUUCGAACCUGAUCAACCCAGCUCAGGAGGUUUCCAUGAUGGCGUCUGGGGCGCUUCAAGUCGCUUGCAGGACAGCAAGUCGCGCCAUUGCUAUCCCUGGCGCUGCGCACGUGGAGCCGCCGGGCGGCUGCUCCACCUGCCCCGCGGCGGGCUUCCACUCGCGGAGUGGCGCAGGGGCGCUGCUGCGCCGCAAUCCCCGGGGCGCCAGCUUUUGUGUCCCCGAUGCCGACCUGCUAGCGGAGCGGCGCGAGCGCGCUCUGAGUGGGGCCGGGAGCAGCUUCACGGGGGAGAGAACUGGCCUUACAAGGCUCGCCACCAAGCGGAUAACGCCUGUGACUUUGGACAGGCGGCGCGGUGCGGCGGUGGCAGCGCGCGCCCCUCGGCGGAGCGCUGCGAGUAGUGCUGCCACCCUGGACAAGGAUGCGGGGCAGGACGAAUCGCUGGCGGCAUCGCGCCGGCGUGCGCUGGAGGACGCCAUGGCGGAGAUCAACGCGCAGUACGGCAAGGGUACCGUUACGCGUCUAGGCGCCACGGGCGUGUCCUCUGGGGUGGAGACCUUCCCCAGCGGCUCGCUGGCGCUGGACUACAUCCUGGGGGGUGGGCUGCCGCGGGGCAGGAUUGUGGAGGUGUACGGGCCGGAGAGCAGCGGCAAGACAACGCUGGCGCUGCACGCCAUAGCGGAGGUCCAGAAGGCGGGCGGCAACUGCCUGCUGAUCGAUGCGGAGCAUGCGUUUGACCCCGACUACAGCGGCGCGCUGGGCGUGAACAUGGACGAGCUGGUCGUGUGCCAGCCCGACAACGGCGACAUGGCGCUCAACACCGCGGACCACAUGAUCCGCUCCUCCGCCGUUGACCUCAUCGUCGUAGACUCCGUCUCUGCGCUUGUGCCCAAGGCCGAGCUCGAGGGCGACAUUGGGAACCAGCUGGUGGGGUCGCAGGCGCGGCUGAUGAGCCAGGCGCUGCGCAAGCUGGCCAGCAGCGCGUCCAAGGCGCGGUGCACCAUCAUCUUCAUCAACCAGAUCCGGUUCAAGAUCGGCGUCAUCUACGGCAGCCCCGAGGUGACCAGCGGCGGCCAGGCCCUCAAGUUCUUUGCGUCGCUGCGCCUGGAGAUCCGCAACACGGGCCGCAUCAAGGGCGUGCCCGAGGCCGGCCGCGGCGAGGUGGAUGUGGGCAUCCGCACCAGGAUACGGGUCACCAAGAGCAAGGUGUCACUGCCGUACCGCACCGCGGAGCAGGACAUCAUCUUCAAGGAGGGCAUCUCGCACCUGGGAUGCAUCGUGGACGUGGGCGAGCUGCUGGGCCUCAUUAUGAAGAAAGGCGCGUGGUACUCGUACGGCGACACCAAGAUCGGGCAAGGGCGGGAAAAGGUGGUGGCGUUCCUCAGGGAGAAUGACGACAUCCGGCAGACCAUUGAAAAGGACAUUCGGGCCAGGAUUGCGCAGGAUUCUGCGAGCUCUCAAAACGGGAGGGGGGCGUCCUCAGCGUUUGUUGCUCCAAUGGACUCAAACGGCGGACUAGACGAGCUGCCAACGUACGCGGCUGAGGAGGACCUCGGCUUUGCCUCCGAUUCAGAAUCGUAGCUCGAUUCGGUUGAUCCUGUGUAAAUGAAGUUGCUGCUUGUACAGUCUAGUAAGCGAGCUCUGUGGGAAAAGGUAUUGCCCCGUGUGCAAACAACCGGGCAAUUGAAGGAUAGGUGUCCAGCAAGGACAAAAAUGUAAAGCGUCAACAAGCCGGCAUAUGGUAGAUGUAUCUAGGUCUCAUUCGAAUCAAAAGAGUAUCUUCCCAGCAGCAAGAAUCACUGUCGUUGAUCUACUAUCUGAUUCUUUCGAGUGUUUAUAGUGAGAAUUCUGAGGCCGUCACUCAGUAGCAUUCGUAAAUGUGGCUUUUGGAGUCGAAUCCUGUAGGUUGUCGGCUGUCAUCUUCAAAUCGACUACGUUUUGAAAAUUGUUACUUUUCGAAGCAACGAUCCGUUAAAUGUUCGAUGGCAC
Molecule: messenger RNA, 2076 nt
Organism: Klebsormidium nitens
Lineage: Eukaryota; Viridiplantae; Streptophyta; Klebsormidiophyceae; Klebsormidiales; Klebsormidiaceae
Source: the annotation of a GenBank genome assembly